Molecule: messenger RNA, 495 nt
Organism: Dacryopinax primogenitus
Lineage: Eukaryota; Fungi; Basidiomycota; Dacrymycetes; Dacrymycetales; Dacrymycetaceae
Exons: 2
Coding region: 1-495 (164 amino acids)
Molecular function (GO): S-adenosylmethionine-dependent methyltransferase activity; O-methyltransferase activity
Source: RefSeq, a predicted model, not a curated record
AUGUCUACUCCACACCCCCACCAUUUCCGCCCAGCGACGACGCACGCCGACUGGACCAAGACUGACCAGUACCACAACAAGUACCUGCUCUCACAGGACGAAGCGCUUGAAUUCGCUCUGAAGAACACAGACGCGAACGGCAUCCCCCUUAUCAGCGUCUCUGCUGCCCAGGGAAAGUACCUCUACUUGCUCGCCAAGACGCUCGGUGCGAAGCAGAUCUUGGAAGUGGGCACGCUCGGCGCCUACUCGACUAUCUGGAUGGCGAAGGCGCUGCCUGAGGGCGGGGAGAUCAUCUCCCUCGAAGUGAACCCGAAGCACGCGAAGAUCUCGACGGAGAACAUCGCUCACGCUGCCAAAGCACGCCUCCGGCAUCACCGGAAGCAGGGAUGGCUGGGCGUCUGCCACGGGACUCCCAAGGCGGGCUGCCCCGCUGUCCUGCAUCAUUUCCCUCUCACAACCAGACAUUUAUCCACCCAUACGUGUAAUCUCUUCUAA